Messenger RNA from Mya arenaria, 5279 nucleotides. RefSeq names its product cGMP-dependent protein kinase 1-like. Gene Ontology annotation, molecular function: ATP binding; cGMP-dependent protein kinase activity. Gene Ontology annotation, biological process: protein phosphorylation. Lineage: Eukaryota; Metazoa; Mollusca; Bivalvia; Myida; Myidae. The transcript has 20 exons. Bases 366 to 2750 code for a protein of 794 amino acids. The record is from RefSeq and is a predicted model, not a curated record.
AUUGAGUUUGUUGCUGUGAUUUUAUAUUGAUCAAUGUGUCGAUGGUAAUUUAAAUUUUCAAGAACAAAGUUAAAACUCAAAUGUCACGACAGUGUGUAUUUUCUUGAAAAGGUCGAUGGACUAUUCCUGAAGGUGUUUUAUUGUCGUUUUCAAAUUCAGAGGAACUAGGAAAUAUUCGUGAUUAGCGAACCAAUUCUCAACAGUCACCAGGAAGUGUGAUUGGUGAUUGGCGAUUUUUCUACGAUGCAUAGUUGACUGAUAAAAAUCGAACUUCAGCGUCGUGUCGCUAAGCAACGUUUUCUAGAGCCGAUUGCUCUGUGUCCUGUCACCAAUCCCGAGCAGAAGCGAGUGUGACGUCACUCACGAUGCCACCACCGACCAGUCCUCCGUAUCAGUCGACAGCGCGUCCGCUGCUCGGCGUAAAAGCCCGGAAUUCCCCGAGCGCUACACAUCAAACAAAUAGCAGUACUCGAGUAGCUCAGCAAUCAGCUUUCAAUAGUGUCGCGUCAAGCAUGGGAAACGGAGCUAGUGCUACAAAGAUUAUUAUAGAUGGUGAAACACUAGAUCUCGUUAAAAUUAAACAAAUCAUCCCCGAACUUCGCAAAGAGUUAAAACAAAAAGAUGCAAGAAUACAACAGUAUGAGCAUGAAGUAUUUGAAAAGAAUAAGCUCUUGGAAGAAAAGACUGCGGAUGUGUCCAGGCUUAAAGAGGAAGUUCAUAAACUUAAGUCAGUGUUGCAAUUAAAGGUUCACAAGGAUGGUAAGCCAGAUAUUCUUGCAAGCAUCCAAGAGGAUGCCCCACCCACGGGCCAUGAACGGGCCAAGAAACAGGGAGUCUCGGGAGAGAGCCCCAUGUCGGUCGGGGAUGGACAGAUUGAGAUUAAACACUUUGACAAAGACUUCAGAUCUAAGCAGCUGAUCAAGGAUGCCAUCUUGGACAACGAUUUCCUUAAGAAGCUUGACUCGACCCAAAUUCGCGAGGUCGUCGAGUGCAUGUAUGAGAAGCAGGUCCGAGCGGGACACUACAUCAUUCGCGAGGGGGAUGCGGGACAACAUUUGUACGUCGCUGCAGAUGGCGAUUUUGAAGUCCUUAAAGAUAACAACGUUCUUGGGAAAAUGGCCGCAGGUCGAGCGUUUGGUGAACUGGCUAUUCUGUAUAACUGCACAAGAACAGCAUCGGUCAGAGCCCUAUCUGACGUGCGAGUAUGGGUGCUGGAUCGACGUAUCUUCCAGGCGAUUAUGAUGAAAACGGGAAUACAGAGACAGGAAGAAAAUGUCAACUUCCUCAAAAGUGUGCCUUUACUGCGGUCCUUGCCUGCCGAGAAACUUGCCAAACUUGCCGAUGUCCUUGAAGUGGACUUUUUCCAUGAGGGAGAAUACAUUAUUCGAGAAGGUGCGACCGGUGAUUCGUUCUUUAUCAUCAUUAAGGGCGAGGUGAAAGUCACUCAGACGAUAGCUGGCUUCGAUGAACCACAGGAAGUGCGCAAGCUCAAAAGGGGAGAUUACUUUGGGGAGAAAUCAUUACUCAGGAAGACCCUAGCAGCAGUUGUGGGUGAAGACAGAAGAACUGCGAAUGUGAAUGCCCUGGCCCCAGGUGUUGAGUGCCUCACGGUGGACAGGAAUUCGUUCAAUCAGUUGAUAGGAACGCUGAGCGAACUCCGAGAGAAAGAUUACGGAGAUGAGGCGAGAGGAGUCACGAGGACGAGCCAAAGUGGUACAGCAGAUGGGCUGGUGUCACCAACGGUUGACCGGAUCGAUCCUGAGUACCAGUUUGUUCGGUUGGAGGACAUGGAAAUUGUCGCCACUCUCGGAAUGGGAGGAUUUGGAAGGGUGGAAUUGGUUCAGUUGGCGGCUGACCGCAGCAAGACGUACGCGCUCAAGUGCCUUAAGAAGAAACACAUUGUGGAAACACGUCAACAGGAGCACAUCUACUCUGAGAAGAAGAUCAUGAUGGAGUGUCGAUCUCCGUUUAUAACCAGGUUGUACAAGACGUUCAAAGACCGCAAGUUUGUGUACAUGCUGCUGGAGGUUUGUCUCGGCGGGGAGGUUUGGACAAUUUUGCGAGACCAUGGCAGUUUUGACGAGGUAACAUCGCGCUUCGUUGUCGCCUGCGUCCUUGAGGCAUUCCAGUAUCUGCAUUCCAAGGGGAUCAUCUAUCGAGAUCUGAAACCAGAAAAUCUGCUUCUAGAUGACCGAGGUUAUAUUAAACUGGUUGACUUUGGUUUUGCAAAGAAGAUUGGUUUUGGCCGUAAGACUUGGACAUUCUGCGGGACCCCAGAGUAUGUGGCGCCAGAAAUCAUUCUCAACAAGGGUCAUGACUAUGCUGCCGAUUACUGGUCUCUAGGAAUACUCAUGUUUGAACUGCUCACUGGCAGUCCACCAUUCUCAGGCUCCGAUCCGAUGAGGACCUACAACAUCAUCUUAAAGGGUAUCGAUAUCAUCGAAUUUCCAAAGAAAAUCUCACGUAAUGCUCACGUCCUCAUCAAGAAACUAUGCCGUGACAACCCCACAGAAAGACUGGGCUACGGCAAGAAUGGAAUUGUAGAUAUUAAGAAAAACAAAUGGUUCCAGGGCUUUGACUGGGCGGGCUUGACCAACAGAGCCAUGUCACCUCCUCUUAUUCCAAAGGAACAAAAGUUACUUGAUUGGAAAAAGGUAAAAGGGCCAGCGGACUACAGCAACUUUGACCACUAUCCAAAGUCUCUUGAGGUACCUCCAGAUGAACUGUCUGGCUGGGAUGCUGACUUCUGAGACUUGUGCUAGUAAAGCUUCUGUGAUAUAUAUUUGUAUGUUCAGUCUUAAAUGUGGAUUUUAGCUGCCUAACAACCAUGUAAAGGGGCUGCUUGGCAACAAUGUCACCUAGAUGCAAAGUCACCUAGCAACAUGGUAACUGAGAAAGCAUGCUUACUUAGCUCGAGUGUCACUUAAAAAUGUGGUAACCACGCAAUAAAGUUACCUAGCUGCAAAGUCACCUAAUAUCAUAGUAACCAAGCAGCAAGAUCAUCCAGCUACGAAGUCACCUAGUAACAUGGUAACCAAGCAUCAAAAUUGUCCAGCUUUAGAUUGACCUUCCAACAUGGUUACCAAGCAACAAGAUCAUCCAGAUAAAAAGUCACCUAGCAACAUGGUAACCAAGCAAAACAAUUGUUCAGCUUUAAAGUGACCUACCAACAUGGUUACGAAACAACAAGAUUGUCGACCUACAAAAUAACCAAUUCAACAAGACCACUAGCAAAAGGUGACCUAUUGAAAAUAUAUUCUAGGCACAUGAUUUGGCCACUUGGCUAUUGACAAGGCCAUGGGGGUACAAGGUAGCCUAGCCUAGCAGUUAUGUCAACAUGGUAACCACAUAAUUGCAAGGUAGCCUAGCAACAUGGUAACCUGGAGACUAGGUUACUAACCAACAUAAUUAGCAAGCUCCAUAGCAACAGAGAACAAAAUGGAGAACUAGUAUUGAAUAUGUCUGCUGAAAAAGACUGUGUCUGGAAGCUCAAUAUAGGUGAUGUUCCACUUACUAUUCUGAGAUUAUGUAGACAGAUUUCAUAUUUCAUUAACAUAAUAUGUCAUUUUUCAUAAACAUUUUUUCAUUGUAUUCCACAUUGUAUAAAAUGGGAUCAGUAUUCUUUUGAACGUUCACAUUCAGCCAAAAUAUUAUCAUACAUCUUAGCUUUUGUAUAAAAUAAAAAAUACAUACAGAGAAAUUCUCUGUGUAAGCAGUGGACAUAUUUCAAAGUAUUGUCAUUUACUUACUUCUGUUAAGGUAUUUGUAUAAAGUAUUUUUGUUUGGUUAAUACAGUGUUGACCAUUAUAUACAAUAAAGAAUAGUACUGAAGCAAACAAGUAAGUUUUAAUGUAUUUUAUUGUUUUAUAUUGUUAAAUGCUUCCAAAUAAUACAUAUUUCUAGAUUCUGAUGAAAUUACAAAUAAAUCUUUGCACUCUGUUUCAUGUUCUUUGAACUUAAUCUAAGUCAUCUACCUCACAAAAAUGAACACUAGUCUUUUGUCAUACAGGUUUUUUAGCACUCUAUCCUAGGAUCAUUAUUUCUGUACGUGAUAUAUCUUUAGGAUAUAUAGAUUUUAUACUGUAGAGUACACACUUUUCUAUGCAUUAAUCUAGCAAGACUGUAUAGUUACACCAAGAUGGGCAAAUGUAUGCUUGAAAAGACUGCUUUAUUGAAGUAUGUAAAAAAAAAUAAGAAAACAUGUUUUUGUUCUAUAUUGGUUAUUUUAAGCAUCGUGUUGAAGAUACUUUGAUACUCUUCAAAUAUAUUGUAAAAAAAGAGAACAGGAAUCAAAGGCUUAAAGAAAUUCUUAAUAAAUAAUAUAAAUAUAACUUAUUUUUUUUCUUUUUUUAUUAAAGUUGUAUGUGGGUUGCUAAAGAGGCCCUAGUACUACUUAUAAAGUUUCUGUUAUUAUUUUCCCCAAACUUGAAGAAAAAUAAAUUUUAUUCUGUUUAUUGAAAAUAUUGCUUGGUUUUUUGUUGAUACAUGCAUGAUUAAUGUUUAACUUACUGUAACCUUAAAGGCAAAGCUCCCUUAUGUUCUAAGAAAUGAGGACAGUCUAUUUCACCCUUCACUGAUACAAACGUUAAAGGCCCUCAUAGUUGAUAUUAUAAGUCACGGGGUUAGUAGGUGACCUGAUACAGGAUAUAUGGGGCAAAGGAAACCAGCUGGAGCCUGAAUAUGGUUUCCUGUGCCCCUAUAUCCCAUGUCGGGUUACUUACUUACCCUGUAACAUAUAUAUCACAUUAACAACCUGUUUACAUAUUUAAAUGUUUCAUUUAUUCAUCGGAAUCGGAAAAUAAACGCCAUUUUCGUACGGUAUAAAUUUGGUGACCCAAUAUGGGAAUACAUUAUGACCAGUCCUGUACCAUUGGUGCUGCAUCAUUUAUGUUGGAGGCAUGAUAUAUCCAGAUAUCUUUAAAGUAAUAACGGUCCCACCAUAUCGCUUAUGACUUUCAAACAAAUUAAUCUACAAAUAUAUUGUAUCAGGACCUCACAAAGUUAAACUUGUGUAUCUAAGGAAACCAAAUAUCAGGGAGCUUUGCCCUAACGAAGAAAUAUGUUUAUCCAGGAAUAUCUUUGAUUCAUACGUUUAAUGAUUGGAGAGUAAGUGAAUAUUUCCUCUGCAAGGUUUCAUCAUUCUGCAAUUGAUAUAAUUUGCUUGUUAUUGAUUUUGUAAAUACAUGUUAUGUUAAGGUACUGUUAUGUUAUUUUUUUGUAUUGUAUUUCAUUGAUGACAUUUGAUAAAAAACAGAUCUAGUAAAUAAAAUAAAACUUGA